AUGUCCAAUUUACCAGACGUUUACUACAACAAAGAUUCAGAUUCUUUUGCCUUUUCAACAGCAAGAACCCGUUGGAUCAAAAUCAUCCAAGAUGCAAUUGAUGAUGUUGCCUCAGCUGUCAAGAAUUCCUCUGAUGCUGAGUUCAAGAAACAAGGUGAACAAAUUGAAUCAGAAUUGAAGCAAUUGAAAAAUGAUGUCCAAUCUGAUGGUGCUGUUAAACCGUUCCAACAUCCUACAAAUAAGGCAUUUGCCUCGUUUGAUAAAGUUUUAAAAGGUCAGAACUAUACUUGGUUAACAGGUCCUUGGUUAUUCUUGGAAAAUUAUUUAUACCGUGUUAUUAAUUCUUUCUUUAUAUCAAAAUCAUUAUGGUUUAAUUAUGAUAUUUUUGAUAAUUUGAAAAGAUCAUCAUUUGAAAGUUCUGUUGCUGGUGUUGUGGAAUUAGCUAUUCGUUAUUAUAAGUUAACCGAGGAGGUUAAUUCAAUUGAUGAACAAACUAAACAAAUCUUGUUUAAUGAAUUUGCUGAAAUCUCAUUAUGGGGUAAUGCAACAGAUUUAUCAUUAUUAGCUACUGCUACUUUAGAGGAUAUCAAGUCAAUCCAAGGUGCUGAAGCUAGAAAGAAGUCCGAGGCAAACAUCUUGGAUAACGAUUUGGAUGAAGCUUGGAAACAAUUGACCACUUCAAAAGAUGAAGUUAAAAGAGUUGAUUUUGUUUUGGAUAAUGCUGGGUUUGAAGUUUAUACUGAUUUGAUUUUUGCUUUAUUCUUACUAGAUUUGAAAUUAACAGAUGAAGUUGUUUUCCAUACAAAGGAUAUCCCAUGGAUGGUUUCAGAUGUUAAUAUUAAAGAUUUUUACAUCUUGUUGGCAGAUUUGAAAAAUACAACACUAUUCCCAGAACAUAGAAAAGAACUGGAUCACUUCAUUAACAAAAUUGAAUAUUUCAAUAAUAAUGGUACUUUACAACUACGUACUUCCCCAUUUUGGACUCUUGAUUUAGAUUUUUGGAAUAUUGAUCCAAAAGAAGUUGAAUUUGGUGGUGCUAAAGUUCAUAAAGAUUUAAGUGAUUCUUCAUUAGUUAUCUUUAAAGGUGAUAUGAAUUAUAGAAAAUUGACAGGUGAUAGAAGAUGGCCAUCCACUACAACUUUUGCUGAAUCUAUUGGUCCAUUAGCUUCAAAUGGGUUGAAAAUCUUGGCCCUAAGAACUAUCAAAGCUGAUGUUUUAGUUGGUUUACAAGAGGGAGUUUAUGACCAAGUUGGUGAUUUCUGGGAAAAAGAUCAUGAUUCAAGAUUAUCAUGGUUGAGUAGUGGUAAAUAUGCUGUUAUUAGUUACUCAAAUGGUUCCAAUUGA
Hansenula anomala is the source of this 1344-nucleotide messenger RNA. Its product is annotated as putative methyltransferase. Lineage: Eukaryota; Fungi; Ascomycota; Saccharomycetes; Phaffomycetales; Wickerhamomycetaceae. Gene Ontology annotation, biological process: DNA damage response. Gene Ontology annotation, molecular function: phosphatase activity. The record is from RefSeq and is a predicted model, not a curated record. The transcript is spliced from 2 exons. Bases 1 to 1344 code for a protein of 447 amino acids. Gene Ontology annotation, cellular component: nucleus; cytoplasm.